GUUAGCUAUUUUUGGUUUCCGUCUGAUGGAUUUUAUCUGCUGAUAGCUUACCAAUUCCCUCGAAGCAGCAAAAGCAAAGAGUUUCAGUUCAGUUCCUUCGCUUUCUGUUUGAAAUGGCGAAAUUUUCUGCGAAAAAGAAGGUUGAUGAAAUCGAAGUUUCCCUCAUGCAAAACAAUGGGCAACCAGAAGACCUUCUGAAGAGAUUUUCACCACUAGUGAAUCCCAAAACAACUACCCAAUUGAGCGCUCGAGAAGCUAAACUAGACAUCAAUCUUGGACUCUCUUUGGGUGGCAUCUACGGUGAAAGCUCCCAUGAAAAACCUCUAACUAGAUCAUCGUCAAUCAUUGGAGUGAUGUCCCCGAAGGAGGAACUUGAGCAGAAGCUUGAUUUUCCGCUGCCGGAGUCCUUCCUUUCAUUGUCAAGGUCUAGUUCAGUGCCUGCUGAGGCAGAGCAAGAUCAGAGAAACGGAACUCUGAUGGCUUUUGCAAGCAGGAGAACUGAGUCCAUCGAGAGAUGCAUGAGGCAGACGAGUGGUAAGGAAAAAUCUCCAACUAGAGAGCCAAUGCCAUCUUCACCGUCGAAAAUAGCUGCCUGGGCUGCUGCUUCUGCUGCUAAGAGCCCUGCCUUGUGUCGUGCCCUUCUUGAGAUCAAGAGGCAGGUAGAGUUGUAUGGCAACAGAAAACUUGAAGGAGAAGAAGGUUCAGCUGCAGGGAUGGGUGCUAGCUAUUCAAAUUCAUUGCUAAUGCAGAAGGAUGCAGAAUCCAAUUUCAUGUUGGGAGGGACUAUUUCAAGUGGAAUACCGGUGAAUUUUGGCGAAACCAGUCUUGAGAAUCCAUUAAAAAGGAUUAAACUUGAGAACAAUGGAUUUGAAGAUAAUGGAAUGGAUGUGAUGAAACAGAUGCCAAGUGUGACAACUACAGGAGAUGGCCCCAAUGGGAAGAAAAUAGAAGGGUUUCUUUACAAGUACCGAAAAGGUAAUGUGAGCAUAGUGUGUUUGUGCCAUGGCAGCUUCCUUUCUCCAGCAGAAUUUGUCAAGCAUGCUGGUGGAAGGGAUGUUGAAAACCCCAUGAGGCACAUCACUGUCUGCUCUUCAGUCUCAUUCUAAAUCGUAUAGCCGUAGCAGCUUGGCUUUGUCGCCGGUUCUAAGAGUUAUAGGAAAUGAGAAAACCUGAAACUAGUAAGCUACUUUUUUUUUCCUGUCAUGUCUGUUUUUUGCUUUUGUUUAAGAAACUUCCACCUGAUGUUGGAAACUGCUUUUCCCUUUGUUUUGAGAACUCUUGUAAGGACUGUGUUUUGCUUUUAAUAGAAGAAUGGUUGUUUUUGCU
Molecule: messenger RNA, 1326 nt
Organism: Manihot esculenta (cassava)
Lineage: Eukaryota; Viridiplantae; Streptophyta; Magnoliopsida; Malpighiales; Euphorbiaceae
Product: ninja-family protein Os03g0419100
Exons: 3
Coding region: 114-1106 (330 amino acids)
Biological process (GO): signal transduction; negative regulation of DNA-templated transcription; response to abscisic acid
Cellular component (GO): nucleus
Source: RefSeq, a predicted model, not a curated record